AUGGGGUUGACGGCCAUCCCAGAGGAUGGUCGUCCAAUUUAUCGGCACCGUGACAAUCUUAAUAUGGCCUUUGUAAAGAAGAUCGAUAACCGUUGGGUCGUUCCUUACAGCCCCUAUUUGACGUCGCUGUCCAAGGCCCAUAUUAAUGUCGAGAUUUGCACCUCCAUUAUGGCAAUCAAGUAUCUAUUCAAAUAUAUCUACAAAGGGCCAGACCGCACUACUAUAAAAAUCGAUUCCAAUGAUAACGAGGUGGACCUAUAUUUGCAAUGCCGGUAUUGCGGUCCAACCGAGGGCUACUGGAGGAUAUUCAAGAACCAUGUAUAUGAAGAGUUUCCACCAAUCCAUCAUCUUACAGUCCACGUGCCUGGCGCCUAUUACUAUUCCUACUAUGAGAGCGAUACUGCCGAAUAA
Messenger RNA from Talaromyces stipitatus ATCC 10500, 411 nucleotides. RefSeq lists its product as uncharacterized. The record is from RefSeq and is a predicted model, not a curated record. The coding region runs from base 1 to 411 and encodes 136 amino acids. The transcript has 2 exons. Lineage: Eukaryota; Fungi; Ascomycota; Eurotiomycetes; Eurotiales; Trichocomaceae.